This is a messenger RNA of Symbiodinium sp. CCMP2592, 1413 nucleotides long. The record is from the annotation of a GenBank genome assembly. NCBI's taxonomy places the organism in Eukaryota, Dinophyceae, Suessiales, Symbiodiniaceae.
AUGGCCGUUCUACAGCCGGGAUUGAUGCGUGCAGUCAGCGCGCGCACGGGCAUCCGGGUUUUGGCCAGAGUGGCUUUGUCGAAGCGCGUCCAGUUCGAGCACCAGACCUGGAGUUUUGUGACGGCUGAGAUCGGCGAGUUCUGGUCGCACAGUUGGCACGGCUCUCCAUGGAAUAAGCUCUUCACUGCGCUGGCCAUGCAAAACGGUUUGAAAGCAAUCCUGGCAGGGACAAUUUCUGGUUUGUGCGCCAUGGCACUCUUCCUGUCCGAACUCUUACCCGGCCUGCCUCUUUACGGCGAUGAGGGCGGCACUCGUCUGGUCUCCUUUUGGUCCCUUGCUGCAGCCUUGCUGGCGGCCCUUCCGACGCUCUUCUUGUCGAAGGGGAACAGCAGCGUCUUCCUGGACUGCAUUUGCGUUGAUCAGCGAAACAAUGCCAAGAAGGCCGAAUGCAUCGUGAGCCUCGGAGGCUUCCUCAAAAAAUCCAAAACUCUCGUGGCCUUCUGGGAUCCUACCUACUGCCAGCGUUUGUGGUGCCUGUUCGAGCUUGCUGCCUUCCUGAAGAGUCACGGUGCUUCCAGGGCCGCACUGCUGGUGAGACCGACACUUCUGGGAGGGUGUACGUUCGCACUUGCUUGCGGCAUGUCUAUAACUAUGGUGAUCACGUUCUUCAUCAGGUGGAAUGAUCUCAUCUUGGCUGCUUUAGUCUUUAUGUGCUGGGGCUUCCUUGGUUUCACCGCUGCGGUCGCCAUUAUGCGACAUUAUUACGAACAAGUACGGGACAUGCAGGAGCAGAUGCGAAACUUUCAGCUAGACCAGGCAAGAUGUUGGUGCUGCGAAAAGGGACACCAAGGAGCAGAUGGGAGGAGUCUCGCUUGCGACAGGGAGGUGUUGACAGACUGUUUUCGCCACUGGUUUGGGAGCUGCGAGGAGUUCGAGGUGCGUGUGCGCUCUUCGAUUUCCGGUGCGCUUGCUUCGCAGCUCGGAAAACAGGCAUUCCCGUACCAUUGGCUCUUGGGCUGUACAUCACCAAUGUUGUGGUUUGAGAUGGACUUGUUUGCCUCGAGGUAUUAUGAAGACGCCCUGCGUCAUCUCCCUAACUUGUUUGGGUGGUGGCUGGGUGGCUUUCCGCUGCUUGUUUAUUGGGUGAUGUUUCUGUCGGAAAAAUGCUGUCGACCGGCUAGAUCGAGAUGGCUAAAUGCUCUGCAGACGCUCUCCAUUGCAUUCCUUGUUUGCCCAGCUUAUCUUGGCCUCUUCGCCUACCAGAUAAUGCUGUCAUGGAUGUGGCCAGGGCGUGUUCCAGGAGCUGUACUCUUUGCAGCCACGACAUUUGCCGUGGCUCAGAUGCUGUGGCAUCCACAACCAAUGAAGCGCCUGCUUCGCGCAAUGUUCCGGAAGACCCAAUCCAAAUUCUGA